Messenger RNA from Microstroma glucosiphilum, 2070 nucleotides. Its product is annotated as Rft-1-domain-containing protein. Gene Ontology annotation, cellular component: endoplasmic reticulum membrane. Lineage: Eukaryota; Fungi; Basidiomycota; Exobasidiomycetes; Microstromatales; Microstromataceae. The transcript is spliced from 2 exons. The record is from RefSeq and is a predicted model, not a curated record. Bases 85 to 1812 code for a protein of 575 amino acids. Gene Ontology annotation, biological process: dolichol-linked oligosaccharide biosynthetic process; glycolipid translocation.
UACCCCGCGUCCUUGGAAUCCUUGUCCUGCCCGUCUGUCUGCCUAGUCGCCAUUGCUCCUACACCGGUGGUACUCCGGGGCAAGAUGGGGCGCUUCAGUAGCCUCUCACCCGCGAUCCUGCUCCUCUCCUUGCAGAUCCUCACUCGAGUCUUCACCUUUGGGCUCAACCAGCUGCUGAUUCGCUUUAGCAGUCCGGCUCUGUACGGUGCUGCCCAUAUCAGGUGCGAGCUAGUCUUGGGCAUCGUUCUCUUCCUCUCGAGGGAGGGGAUUCGUGCUGCUACUUUGAGGCAAGAUGAUCGGAGCGAGAUUCAGGCAGAGGGAAAGGACCGCAAGUCCAAGCAUGGAGUUGAUCAAGAGGCAGGCAGUGAAGGGGGCAACCUGUCUCUACUGCCCAUCCCGCUUGGUAUCCUAUUCGCUCUUCUAGCUCUGCCCCUCUUCACAUCCUCCUCCACUGAAUCCCAAGAGACCCGGCCUUACCAAGACACGGUAAUCCACCUCUACCUACUCUCUGCCCUUUUGGAGCUCCUCUCCGAGCCACUCUACCUCCACGCCCUCUCUGCCAGAGGAGGGAGGAACCUAGCGCUUAGAGUACGGGCAGAGGGAAGCGCUGCAAUUGCAAAGGGUGUUGUCACGCUAGCAGGAGUAUUCUCUCUGGGAGAAGAGGCUGGACUUCUGGCGUUUGGGCUGGGACAGGCGGCGUAUGGAGCUGCUAUCCUGCUUACAUUUACGGGUAGCUACUCCCUUCGCUUUGGCCUCGGAAGAACCCUCCACCUCUAUAUGCCCAAUUGGUCCAGUCCGGCAAAGCCAAAAGAUGAAAGUCGCACUAGCACAGAUAGGCUGGCAGUGCUACUCUUUCUGCAAUCGAUACUCAAACAUCUUCUUACAGAGGCGGACAAGAUCGCUGUCUCCCGCUUGGCCUCCCUGGAAGAUCAAGGUGGGUAUGCUCUUGGUACCAAUUACGCCUCCCUGCCUCUGCGUCUUGUCUUCCAGCCGCUGGAGGAGUCGUCUCGAUUCCAAUUUUGCCAGACAUUAGGAAGUCUCAGCGACGAUAGAGCAGAUGGCGCAAAUACAACGGCGAGCACAAAAGAGACGCAGGUCGGGAAGGUCACCUCAGAGCCUGCAACCCAGAGUCGCGCCAAAGCAAAGCACCUCCUCACCUCCCUCCUGCACCUGCACCUCUUUCUCGGUCUCUUCCUCCUCUCCUACCUCCCUCCCCUCUCAAGACCGUUCAUCCAGGCCCUCUCAGGCUCCCAAUGGGCAAGCACAUCCGCCCCUCGCACCCUCUCCGCCUUCGCCCUCUUCCUCCCCGUGGCAGGCUGGUCCGGCAUCCUCGAGGGGUUUCUACAGUCCACUGCGAGUCCCACCGAGCUCAAGAGGUACAAUCGCGUCAUACUGUCCAGCUCGGCCACCUUUGGAGUUGUCCUGUGGACUCUGACGCGCGAGAGGGUUGCGAGAGAGGUAGGUGUGAGUACAGAGGAGGCACUCUUGUACGCCUCGACGGCUUCCAUGGCCGUACGAGCACUGUUCGGCUGGCGCUACGCUGUGGGCUUCUUCAAAAGAAGUCAGGAGCUGGCACUCACGGACUUACUCCCGAGCAGAGCGACCGUCCUCACCACUGCUGCCUCCGCUGGCCUACUGCGGGCAGUAGCGUCACGGCUGCCCUUCAGUGAGGAUCCAAUGGCUGUACUGCCGCUCAAGGCUUAUGGGCCUGUCGUACUGGCCGCUCUCAGCACUGGUGUGGGAGCAUUGGGAAUCAUGUGGUCACAGGACCGGCAGUCGAUCAUGCAUGCUUUAAGCGCUCUUCAUGGUUAGACCUUUCUUUUAUGUCAAUGGUACAAGCUUAGACACUGUAUGAUACAAAUAACGAAUUCGAAAUGGAAAUGAAAGCCGAAUCAUCUCAUAUGCCACCAGUCCCCUCCACCAUCCUGCUCCCAUUCCAGCGAUAGCCACCUCCGUCUCCCCUAUUGUACCGCGUGAAAUUAUCAAUGGCCUUCCUAUCAAUUGCCUUUCGAAAGGUGAUGUUGAUUCUACCUUCCUUUACGCCCUUUCGCUUUGGUAUAGAGUGCUCCC